ACACAGUAACCAGAAGUUGUAAAGAUUAUACAAGAAUUUAAUGAUGUUGAUGCACACGAUAAUAGUCCUGCUUGGCAUGUGGGCUGUUGCACAUGCAGGUCUUAGGGAUUUGGCGGCCCAAAGAGGGAAAAAAAUAACUACUGGCAAUCAGGCUGAUGUUCCUGACAACUUUGUAGGGUGCAUGGCACGAGAAGGCCAGUACCAAGUAGCUGGAGUCCCUGGUAGUCCAGAUGAAAUUAAUGAAUGCAUGUACUAUGAAUGUGUCGGAAAUGAAUGGGAACCAAAAGUAUGUCAGGACAGGUUGGGCAUAUUAGAGAGCCAGUUUGAUAAAGCUGGCAGAUCAAAUAGCUUUCCAUGUGUGAAGCCAUCAAGUCAAUGUUUAUCAUCUCUAUCUGAUAGGGGAGUAGCCGAUACUGCUACAAAUGUUUGUGGAGUGGACUUGGUCACUGUAGUAGAUGUCUCCUGUAGCGUUUCUGACGGUGACAAGGGAAAAAUUAAAACUUUCUUAAAGAAAUUCGUUUCCAACUUUCCUAUUGGACCAGCAUUCACCCAAAUUGCAGGUUCUGUAUAUGGUAGUGUUGUCAAAGACUUUCUCUACUUCAACACCUACAAUAGUGCGAGGAUGGUGCGAAAGGCAAUUGAUGAAAUGCCACUUGAUGCAAAACCAUGUGCUACCCACACAUUUGAAGCUCUUCGGCAGGCAAGAGAGGUUCAUUUGACUGAAGAAAAGGGAAGACGUAAUACAGGCGCAGAUAAACGUGAUUGUUGUGUAAUGUUGAUGACUGAUGGAUUUACUCAUCCCCCAGAGAAGAAAUCUGAGACUAUUCGAGAAGCUAAUAACAUACGCAAAGCAUGUGCUCUAAUUCUGGUUACUUUGCCAAAUAGUCCAGAAGAAGAAAAGAAAAUGUCUGAGAAAGAAAGAAAUAGAUUGCGUGAAGAGGAGUUUUCAGCAAUACAACCUGAUAGAGCGAUGAGGCUUGACCUUCAGAAUUUUGAUGAUCUGGAAAAAAACAUCAACAACAUUGCAAGAAAGACAUGUCAGCCUGUCAAUCGAGUAUAAGUGAUGAAUAUGUAUGAAAUGAGGGGAACGAAAAUGACUUUUCAACCUUUUUUGCAAUUAACUGUAUUUUUGAUUUUCCAUCUUUGAUUUGCAAUAAACAUGAGUGCAUUAA
Messenger RNA from Owenia fusiformis, 1172 nucleotides. NCBI's taxonomy places the organism in Eukaryota, Metazoa, Annelida, Polychaeta, Sabellida, Oweniidae. The record is from the annotation of a GenBank genome assembly.